Galeopterus variegatus (Sunda flying lemur) is the source of this 2269-nucleotide messenger RNA. RefSeq names its product POC5 centriolar protein (gene POC5). Gene Ontology annotation, cellular component: centrosome. The transcript has 11 exons. NCBI's taxonomy places the organism in Eukaryota, Metazoa, Chordata, Mammalia, Dermoptera, Cynocephalidae. The record is from RefSeq and is a predicted model, not a curated record. The coding region runs from base 441 to 1757 and encodes 438 amino acids.
GGAUUUUGUCCAGAGCCGCGACGGUGGGUAGCGGCGCCCCGGGCGGCCGCGCAACCCUGGCUGAGUUGGCGGAGUGGAAUUUAAAGUUCCUAGGCCUGGGUUUCCGCUCCCGGGGCCCGUCCACGACAAGCUCGGGGCAUCUUCCCCAAAUCCGGGCGAUUCAUCUGUGGCGCGGGAAGGUCGAGACAUUUUCCCUUCCAAGGCGUCCGGGAAGAGACGGCAGGAGUGAGGGGUGCUAAAGUAUAGCGGUUACUGUCGCCACAAGUCCCUGCCUUGGUGAGGGGCAGGCGCGCCCCUUGCAUGCGGCUGGGACCCGCGAAGGGCAAAAGGGACAUCACCCUGUUGCCAGUUUGCACGUUAAUUCACUCUUCCUCUGCCUCUUGGAAAUUACAUUUGAAUUCUCGGACCCCUCUUUCCCUAUCAGCUAGUGUUUGUGCAGAAUGUCAUCUGAUGAGGAGAAAUACUCACUUCCCGUUGUGCAGAAUGACUCCCAUCGAGGCAGUUCUGUCUCUUCAGAUCUUCAGGAAAUUAAAUUUAUUUUUCAGACAAACAUCAUAUCUGAACUAAGUAAAUGGAGACUUAAUUUUAUUGAUUGGCACCGAAUGGAAAUGAAAAAAGAGAAAGAAAGACAUGCAGCACAUUUAAAACAACUGUGCGACCAGAUCAAUGACUUGAAGGAGCUGCAAAAAACCUUUGAAAUCUCCAUAGGAAGAAAAGAUGAGGUGAUUUCUAGCUUGUCUCAUGCCAUAGGCAAGCAAAAGGAAAAGAUAGAGUUGAUGAGAACAUUCUUCCACUGGCGAAUUGGUCAUGUCAAAUCCAGACAGGACGUUUAUGAAGGUAAACUAGCUGACCAGUACUUCCACAGAACUUUACUGAAGAAAGUCUGGAAAGGCUGGCAUUCCAUCGUACAGAAGCAGUGGAAAGAUGUGGUGGAGCGAGCUUGUCAAGCAAGAGCUGAAGAAGUGUGUGUCCAGAUUUCCAAUGAUUAUGAAACCAAAGUUGCUAUGUUAUCUGGAGCUUUGGAAAAUGCCAAAGCUGAGAUUCAAAGAAUGCAACAUGAAAAAGAGCACUUUGAAGAUUCCAUGAAAAAAGCUUUCAUGAGGGGUGUGUGUGCAUUAAAUCUUGAAGCCAUGACUAUGUUUCAGAACAGAAAUGAUACAGGGAUGGACUUCACAAAUAAUAGAAAGGAAGAGUAUGGUUCUGGCAUUCAAGGAAAAGAACAUUCUGCUCAUUUGGAUCCUUCGGUCCCUCUGAUGCCAUCAGCAGUUACAUCACCGCUGCUGCCGUCCUCACCAGCAGUGGCGGUUGGAGCGGCCAGUGCGACUGCUGUUCCCUCUGCUGCUUCGAUGACUUCUGCUGGAGCUACUUCCACGUGUGUUCACGUUCCUGUUUCUGUUCUGGGUGCAGGAUCUGCAGCUACUACUGCACCAGAAGAAAUGUAUGUCCCAAGAGUUGUAACUUCUGCACAACAAAAAGCUGGAAGAACUAUUACAGCCCGGAUCACAGGAAGAUGUGAUUUUGCUUCAAAAAAUAGAAUUAGUAGCAGUUUAGCUAUAAUGGGAGUUUCUCCUCCCAUGAGUUCGGUUGUUGUGGAAAAACAUCACCCAAUCACAGUGCAAACUAUUCCUCAGGCAGCUGCAGCAAAAUAUCCCCGGACCAUUCAUCCUGAAAGUACCUCAGCUUCCAGAUCACUUGGAACCAGAUCAGCUCACCCCCAGUCUCUCUCAAGCGUUCAUUCCAUAAAAGUGGUUGACUAAAGUGAAUAUGUUCAUAGUGAGGUCUUUUAAUUCCACUGGUUUUACCAUGGGUAAAAAGUCUUUAGUGUUUAACUUUUCCAUAUUCUUAGAACAUCAUGGAUGUAUCAUGUUCAUCGUUUCAGAAUGACAAGAGACUUUUUCGAGCUGUACCAUCCUUUGUAACUAUAUGUAGAAAUUAUUUUAAUGUUAUUUUUUAUUUAAGCAAUUAAGUAAAUUUUUUUUAAAUUAAAAAAGAAACUGGAUUUUAUUUUGUUAAUAUGUUCAGCCUGUCACUAAUUACAUCAUCAAAGUAGGAGGGUACUUCAAAAAGUUCAUGGAAAAAGCUAAUUAAAAGAUCAUUCUAAUACUUUCAUGGACUUUUUGAAGAUCCCUUGUAUAUAAAUCCUGUUUUCUCUAUAUUAUUUCUAAAAGACUAAAUCAUUUCCGAUGUACAGAGCCAUAAUUUACACAAAACUUUGAGAGGGAACUUCAUUAAAAUACUUUUAAAUUAAAAAGAUAAAGACCAAGAGUAA